AUGAAAAUAAUAAUUACAAUCUUAUGUUUUUACUCAGGAUACUCAGUAAUUUAUUAUGACUCUGGCUUCUAUGCAAAUUUAGAACGAAGUGGUACUUAUUUUGUUUGUCAGAACUCUUAUUCAAACACAUAUACAAUAGCGUUUUCUAAUAGUUUUGUUAAUAUACCUUAAGUGUUUUUAUUACUACAACAUAUUGAUACACCUACUUUAGAAUCAGAAUUUCAAGUUUCAAUAUCAAGUAUUACACUAAAUAGUAUAAAUAUUGAAAGAAUAUUUAGAUUUUCAAAUAUAUGUAUUUUGUCCAAGACCUGGAGUGAUAUGGUCAAUAAGAUUUGAAUGGAUUGCUAUUGAUGAUUAAAGAAUUUAAGUGAUUAAUUCAUUUAAUAUGAUUCCACCAAGUGAUAAGACUUUUAAUCAUUAAUUACUUAAUGCUGAUGUUGCUAUUCUAGCAAUCAAUACUCUGGGCUAUUUGGGAUAAAUAGAUUUCUAAAUUUCUGUAUAUAUAUAAAUAGUUAUAAAGAUUACAUCACUCACAAAGGAUAGUGUUUCUGUAGGAAUAACAAAAGUAACUGGGAAAUAUACAAAUUUAUUAUAAAUAGGUUACCAAAUUCUAUUAGCUAGUUAAAAAGAUAUUAUAGAUCUUGGACUUCUUACUUUUAUACCUGACUUUACUAAAGGAGGAAUCAAUUUAGAAUCAAAUAAAAUAUUUUUACUUCCAUUUUAAGGUAUAAAAUUUAAUUAUGGACGUUAAUAAACAAUUAAGAUAUUAAAAACUAUAGGAACUUCAACUGUUACUAUUAAUGCUAAUAAAUGUAUCAAAAUUUUAAAUUAUUAUAUUAGGGGGUGGUACAUAUGAUGCUUCAUAAUAUAUUAUUUAACAAGUAUGGUUGUCUUAUCAAUUUUUUACUAAUAAAGCAUCAUAAUGUUAUACAAUGAGAAUUAGUCAAAAGUUAGAACGUUCAUCUAAUUCACUUCCUUAAUUUUAUGUGGAAAUACCAAAUGCAAAUCAAAUUUAUAACUCUAUUGGAGAAUCUACUUUCAGAGUAUAUAAACCUAUUUUUAAUAUUGAUUUUAUUGUCAAAGCAAAAUGUAUUUAUGGUAAAAGGAUCAGAUCAUCAUUUAAUAAAUGUAAUGAUUGUUCAAUAUCCAAAACUUAUGAAUUUAAACAUUAUUGCCAUUCUUAAAUUAAUUUAGUAAGCUAUUUUCCACAGUUUUAAUAAUCUCAAAAUGUCAAUCAAGAAUUUAAAGUGAAAAUUACAGAAAACACUUGUUAAAUAUAUCAAAUAUUAUACAAUUAAGUUAAAGAAGAAUACACAAUUAUCAAUAUCUAUUUCUAGGAUGUGUGA
Paramecium sonneborni is the source of this 1346-nucleotide messenger RNA. NCBI's taxonomy places the organism in Eukaryota, Ciliophora, Oligohymenophorea, Peniculida, Parameciidae. The record is from the annotation of a GenBank genome assembly.